AUGGGGGAGCUUGUCCGGAGACUUGAUUACGAGCGACGAGCAAGUCACUUAUUCAAGAAAGACCCAAAGGCACGAUUUUUGACCAAAGAAUUCAGUCAACCUGUAAAGUCUGCCAAUGCUCUCGUUCAGAAAUCAAAAGUGAAAGCGCUCGCAAAUUUGAGAGAGGAAAUGAAAUAUUUUGGGAUAAAACAUGACCAGGAAAAAGAGAAUUUGGAAACUUUCCGUAAAGGACUUGGUCUGAAAUCUGUCAAUUUUCAAGAGUCAAGGUUUCAACAAACAAGGUGUAGGUCCUCCAUGGUGGUGAAGAGUUCACAUGAGUUAAGCGCUGACCGGAUAUUGCGUACUGUGCCAAGCAAUUACGUCCUCGACUUCGGGCCUGGAAACAGGCCGAUUUACACAACAAAUGAUCCUAAAAAGGUACGCCGUACUCUAUCCGCCUCGCACAGUCAAGCUUCGAAACCAGAACCACAACAAUCUUACAGAUCAAAAUCGGCAUUCUCACGACAAUUACCACGGAAUACAAGUAGAACGCCUUCGUCUGUAAAUGACAGAUUAUCGCAACCAGGUCAUAGACAGGGAUAUCCAUUCGCAAAGGAAGACUUACCGGGCUCUCACCAUCGACAGACAGCCGUCAGGCCCCAAAAGGUGGACACACUCAAGAGGCAUUCUUCCUCGUUCUCAGAUUCAGACGACGACAGUGUUUUCGAGGAAGAAAGGUUCGAAGGAGUCAUCGAAAAUGAAAACGACCCAUUUAACAGUAACCAAAAAUCAUAUCGUCAUCUCCGUGAAGAAUAUUCGGUCAAAUCAAAAAUAAUUCCAGACACACAUAAAGAGAAUUUAAAACGGUUGAAAAACAUCGAAUUAUCACAUUUGCAUGCUUUAGGGGAACGUGUCCACAAAUUCACAGCUGGUAUCCAUGCCCUUGCUUCAAGAAGGAAAUAUGCGACGUCAGUAAUCUCGCCUCUGAGCCUUUGA
This is a messenger RNA of Ylistrum balloti, 975 nucleotides long. RefSeq lists its product as uncharacterized. The record is from RefSeq and is a predicted model, not a curated record. NCBI's taxonomy places the organism in Eukaryota, Metazoa, Mollusca, Bivalvia, Pectinida, Pectinidae. The coding region runs from base 1 to 975 and encodes 324 amino acids. The transcript has a single exon.